AAAUGAUAAGGAGACAAGUAGGUGAGUCAGCCCAUAAAGCAAAACCAAGGACAAAAACGGCAAACUAUAAAUUAUACCCUUUUUUGUCUUUUACCUUCUCUCAGUUCCAUAUACCCAAUAGUCGCAACCAAUGACAACUCACACAACGUCUUAACUCUCUGUAUUUUUCCCAUUUUACCCUUUUUAUUACCCACAAUUCUCAGCUAAGCCCAUUUUUCUCCGCGACCCGCCGCCGCAAACCAACGGAGGAGGAGGCGGAAGAGAAAGAAAAAAACAAUGGAAUCGUCUCCGGUCAACCGUCUUCCACCGGAUUCUCUCCACCAGAUCUUCUCUUCUCUUCCUCUCCGUGAUAUCAUGAUCUGCAGAUCCGUUUGUAAGUUCUUUAACCAGAUUCUAACAUCUCAGUGCUUUAUAGAGAUCAUCUCAACUCGUCCGCCGUUGAAUCUACUCGCUCUCCGUCCUCCUCAUCACCACCACCACCACAGCCACCGUCACAUCGGCGUAAACGGACUCCACAGCCACCGUCACAUCCACGUAUACGAUCCGGAACAGAAUCAAUGGUUCAGAUUCAAUCUCGAUUUCCUCCCUUUCCGAUCUCCUCAGCCUGUAGCUUCUUCAAGCGGAUUGAUCUACCUUUGGGGUGACUCCAUUGAUUUAUCUGAAUCUAGCAAAUCUCUAGUCGCUUGUAAUCCUUUAACUCGUCAGUUCAAAGUUUUGCCUCAGCUUGGCUCAGCUUGGUCACGUCACGGAACUGUUCUUGUUGAUUCUGUUAAUAGAGUCAUGGUCCUCACUGAGCUAGCUGCUUUGUAUUACUCAGGUGCUGUGAUUGCUAACCAAUGGCUUAAGUUCUCAUCUAACUUACCGUCGAAACCUAGAUCCCCUGUUUUGAUGUCUAGCUCUGUUUUCGCAUUGUGUGAUGUUGGAUCACCAUGGAGGAGUCAAUGGAAGCUUUUCUCUUGUAAACUGACGAACCUAACAGUCACUCAUACGAAUUGGGUUUGCUUGGAGAAGCAUGAGUGGGGUGAUAUAUUCGAUAUCAUUAAACGACCGCGUUUGUUGCGCGGCGACGGUGACUCUAAGCUUCUGAUGAUUGGUGGUUUGAAGUCGACGUUUUCGUUGAACCCGGCUUGUUCGACGAUUCUUAUACUUAGGCUUGAUUUAGAGAGUUUGGAAUGGGAAGAAGCUGGUAGGAUGCCUUUAGAGAUGUACCGUGGGUUUCAAGAAUCGAGUAAGUUUAAAGUUUUUGGAGGUGGUGAUAGGGUUUACUUCUCUGCUAAAAGGAUGGGGAAGCUUGCUAUGUGGGAUUGUUGGGAUGGUUGGAGAUGGAUUGAGGGUGUCCCUGGUUAUGCUGAUGGCUUGUGUCGAGGGUUUGUGUUUGAUGCUAAGCUUACAUUGAUGCCAUGACACAAGACAAACAAAAAAACUAAAGGUCCGUUUUGUGUUCGUUGCGCGUUACAUAGAAACCUUUAUCUAUCUCUCUCUCUCUCUCUCUGUUUAUGAUUGUUUGCUGAUUUCUAUAAUGAUUGUUUCUGCUUCUUUGUUGUUGAUGAGAUGUUCUUAAGCUGUGUUUCUGUUGUAUCUCGAUGUGCUUUGUUGUUCUUUUCUUGUAAUCCAGAAUUUGGUCAAAACUGUUAAAAUGGAAUGUGCUAUGGUUAUUCUAGUCUUGCUUUGUGA
Molecule: messenger RNA, 1674 nt
Organism: Camelina sativa (false flax)
Lineage: Eukaryota; Viridiplantae; Streptophyta; Magnoliopsida; Brassicales; Brassicaceae
Source: RefSeq, a predicted model, not a curated record